AUGUCUCAAUCUUAUCAUAGACCAAGACCUCAUGGCCUUGCUGCAGCUGUCCUAGAUAAACAAGCAUCAAAAUUCAAUGAAACUGAGGGAAAAUAUUUAUUGGAUUGGAUUAAGGAUAUUACUAAAGAGGAUAUUGAAACUGAAUGUACAGCUGAAAAAUUCAAAGAAAUUUUAAGAGAUGGAACACUUCUUUGCAAACUUAUUAAUGCAAUAAAACCUGGAACAAUCAAAAAAAUUAUGAAACCUAUGUCAAAUUUUAAUUGUUUGGAAAAUAUAAACCAGUUUUGUAAUGCUGCACGUUCCUUUGGAGUUAUAGAUGAAGAAACUUUUCAAUCAGUUGACCUAUAUGAUGGUAGGGAUCUUUUUUCAGUUUGUGUAUCAUUACAAAGUCUUGGAAGAAAAGUUGAAAAACAAUUUGGCAUUCCAGCACCAAAACAAAUUGAAAGAUCGAAAAUCUGA
Molecule: messenger RNA, 459 nt
Organism: Strongyloides ratti
Lineage: Eukaryota; Metazoa; Nematoda; Chromadorea; Rhabditida; Strongyloididae
Product: Calponin homology domain and Smooth muscle protein/calponin family-containing protein
Exons: 2
Coding region: 1-459 (152 amino acids)
Molecular function (GO): protein binding
Source: RefSeq, a predicted model, not a curated record